Molecule: messenger RNA, 2967 nt
Organism: Ictalurus punctatus (channel catfish)
Lineage: Eukaryota; Metazoa; Chordata; Actinopteri; Siluriformes; Ictaluridae
Exons: 6
Coding region: 77-1084 (335 amino acids)
Biological process (GO): response to bacterium
Source: RefSeq, a predicted model, not a curated record
GGAGUUUGAGCUAAAGGUGUUUAGUGCCUUUGGCAUUAGAACAUUUGAACGUUCGUUGGCUGUUUUAGUCGUGAGCAUGGCUCUAGUCUGGAUUCUCAUUUUCGCGCUCUACAAAACGUAUUCAUCACAAUCUGUGGAUUUUGAUGAAACGGUCUCACUUGUCUCUGCUGAUCUCGGUCACGCUGUGAGUCUUCAGUGCACACUUGGAGAAAAGUCCAGAAAUAAUCUUAUACUUUGGUAUCAGCAAAAACUAGGAGGGAUUCCUCAGGCGAUCGGGAUGAUCGGAAUGUUGAUGGCUAAAAUAAUUUUACCACCAUUCAAAAAGACUGUGUUUCAACUAGGCAUAACUGAAAAUAACAUUUCUCUGAAUAUUCUACAUGUUACUAAAGAUGAUGAAGCGAUGUACUUCUGUGGAAUGGCUCGAGUGAAUGUUAUUGAGUUUUCUAGUGGAAUAUUUUUAUCUGUAAGAGAUAAAGCACAUCUGGACGUCUCAGUGUUCCAGAGCGGCGUGUCGGACUCGGUUCCUGCAGGAGCGUCAGUGACUCUGCAGUGUUCGGUUCUCUCUGAGAGCAGAUCAGCAGAACUCCAAGUGCUCUGGUUCAGAGCUGCUCCACCACAAUCCCAUCCUCAAAUCAUUUACACUCAUCACAACAGCAGCCAUCAGUGUGAGAGCGGCUCUUCUACACACACCUGUGUGUACAACUUCUCCAAGAACAUCCUCAGCCUCAGUGAUACUGGAACUUACUACUGCGCUGUGGCCGUGUGUGGGAAGAUCAUUUUUGGGAAUGGGACACGAGUACAGUUGGAAAAGUCUGCGAAUCCUUUCCUGAUCAUUCUGUCGACAUCUCUGGGAGUGUGUGGGAUUCUUAUCACUGCUCAAGCCAUUUUCAUUUGUAAAAGGACACAUUAUAAAUACCACAGUGGUCCUGAGAAAGAAAACGCAACUGAUCAGAGCUGUAAUGUGGAGUUGAAUUACGCUGCUUUGCAUUUCAAUAAGAAGAAAGCCAAAAGCGGGAGGAGGAAGAGCAAACAACCUCAAGACACUGUGUACUCUGAAGUGAGACGUUUCACGGUCACUGACUGAGGGGGUGUUUACAUGACGAUGUGCUAAAAAUGUAAAAGUUUUUCCCUUUGCGUCUUUAAAAAAAAAAAAGUUUCACGUACUGACGACAACGUUCACCUGGAUCCACGAAAACAACUAAAAACGCUGUAUUAUGCAUGCCAGGCCAGUAGUUGGCGAUGCCACUUUGUAAAGAAACACUAUGCACCUGCACACAUAAGCAUUCACGUCAACGUGAACGGCAUAUUGAUCCCGGCAAGGGUGCGCUAUAAACAAAUACAAGUAAACAGGGAAAGCUGUGGUUUUUCUGGAUAAAAAUACAUAAUACGUUUAGAUUUCUCAAACGAUUUCAAUGGUUUAUGAUCUAAGUGGAGAAGAACAAAGGUUCUGUCUCCAGUUACUUACAAUCUCGAUAGUUAGACUUUGAAAAUGAUUCAUUGUCAUAAGGAAUUGUGAAAACUCACGCUUGUCAAGCAUAGAUUCGGCUUAUUUUUCCUGGUUAAUAAAUGCUGAGACGUCCCUAAUGUAAUGUAAUGUGCAUGAAAUGCGCGUAAAGUUUUUUUUUCAUUGUGGAAAUGGAUUUUUCUGUCUUCAACCCCAUCUUUAAUCUUAUCUUGUGCUCCAGGUCAGAAUUCUGUUAACAAAGCUCGUUAAUUUUUAAAUACUGAGAAAAAAAAAUCUAAAUAUUGCAUCUUUAAGUACUAAUAAUUAACCAUCAUUGUACCAAAAUGGAACAAAAUCGGCAGUCAGUCUGCUUUCUAUAUGUUUAUUAGCAAUAAAAGGAUACAGAGUUACUCCAAAACAGACAAUUAUAAAGAGAAUGAUAAGAUUUUUAAGUACCCGGAGGAAACCCUGGCAGCACAGGGAGAACUUGCAUGCUCCGCACACACAGGGCCACGGUGGGAAUUGAACCCCUGACCCUGGAGGUUUGAGGCAAACAUGCUAAUGCACAUCGCUUUCCAUUCUCACAGUAUGGAUGUUGUUACAGGUGUGACCCCAGAUGGUGAUGUGGUAGGGUUUAUCGAGACAGAUGUCUUUCUGAAUGAUAAUUACGGUCACGUAGCUCGUUGUUCAGGGAUGGUUCUUGAUGUCCCACUGCCGCUCCCAUGCUAAAAUUGUGUGAAUGUCACUUUACGUGGUAUUAUACACAUAUUCCUAUGACUAAGAUACAUUAUCCCUUUGAUAAUUCUUCCUUUUUGGGGAAUAAGUUUAUCCUAACACAGUUCAGGGUGGAAUCUGCUGAGGGGAAGUCUGUAAUUUCUUACAGUAUCAUUUUUAAAAACUUGCACUUUGAAACCCGCUUUCAAAAGUUUGCGUUUUCAGGCCCCCAAACGCCGUUGUCAUGUAAACGAACAGCCAAACUGCAUGAAAAGUUUUCCGCUUUUAGUUGAGAAUAUUGUCAUGUAAUUGGCCCCUGACUCAGUUCUCUAGUAACUGCUAAUUCCUCGAUUUUUAAAAUUUGCUGGAAGUAUGUGGAAGAUCUUAUGCAUGUGCCAUAGAGCUAUGGUAACAUCUCUCCUGAAGGUUCGGGAUGGAGUAGAUAUUUAGAUAUCUGGGUCUUUGGCAGUACAAUGACACUAAACCUGCCAGUAUCAUGACUGACAUUUAUGAGAGACACAACUCUAAUCCUGUCUGGACAACAGAUAAUGUGAUGUUGAGGUGGAAAGAAUCUGUAUAUAAUCUGACCUACAGUGGGAUUAUCACACAGCUGUAAGAGUUAAACAAAAAAAGCAAACCCAUCAAAAAACACCCUACCAAUGUACAUUACCUGAAGUGUCUGAUAUAUUAAUUCAUCCAACCAAACCAGGGAAACCUGGAAGUACAACAAUUUACAGAUACAAAGAAUCACCAAAAUCUCAUAAGAAUUUUAAAUGCAGAGUUAUAUACCGAUUUUAUUUGAUCUUUUA